AUGAAGAAUAUUCAGUAGGUUAUUACCAUGUUCUCGUUUAAAAUUCUCUUUACAAUUCAUUAAAUAGUAUCACAAAGCCCUGUAAAUGCUUGUUUCAGCUUUAGUUAAACGUGGAUAAAUUUAAUUAAUGAAUAUUAUGUAUUAUAAGGCAUUUUAAAUAGUAUAUCUUUCUUUUGUUUCCAAUUAUAAUAUUUCGAAUUAAAUUACAACUAAAUGUAUAGCCUUUUGACCAACUAACUCAUCUUUGACUUCUAACUCAGCUAAUAACACAACUAUUGGAAUAUGUAUUAGAAUAUGCAACAUUAUUAUUAUUCUAAUGCGUAUGCUUAUCCUUAUGUAAAUCAAACUUAACUCUAUCCUUAACCAUUUCAAUAAAUCCCUGCCUAAUCUGAACAAGCGUAAUGCAAGGAGGAUGCUAGUACAACACAGGGUACAAGAAGAUCUUUUUUCGAGACUAAAGAUGCUGUACCUUUUGAAUCGAGGGAAACGUUAGAAAAAUAUAUAUUGAUGAUAGUCAAUGAGGAUGAAGAUGUGAAUUAAGUGAUUUCUUCGUUAAAAAACAAAAACCAACUUUCUUUGGCGAGUGUCCUUGAGAUCCUAUUCCAAAAGCAAUAGCAACAACAUAAGAGUAGGGAGGAACUCAUUAAAUUUUGCUUGAGAAAAGCAUUAAAGUUCAUUUUCAGAAAGGUACAGGAAGAAAAUGAUAAAACAAAGAUUAAUUUGAAAUCCGCAUAGAAAAAAUUCAUUGAAAUAAUAGAACAAGAGACUAAGAAAAAUAUCAUAUUGCCAUUUAGAAAAAAUAGCAAGAAUAAAACUAUGAAUUCAGAAUUCUUAAAAGAAAUAUUUUCUUCUAAAACUUUUGUUCGAUAUUAUGAACAAUAUUUAAAUUGUCUAGAUGAAUAAAUUCAGAAAGACUCCAAAAAAAAAAUCGCUGUCUUAUGUAAUAAAAUAUAGAAUACAAUUUCAGACGAUAAAAUUUUUUCUUUCGAAGUUAAAAGAUUGCCUUGGUCUCUAUCCAAUGUCGAGAAAGUAAAAAUAACAGCCAAAGAAAUGUUAAUGUACUCUACAGAUUAGAAAUAUUGACUAAAAUAGAUUUCAUAUUUACAUUUCAUCGCAUCAUAACAUAAUUAAAAAUA
This is a messenger RNA of Paramecium tetraurelia, 1136 nucleotides long. RefSeq lists its product as uncharacterized. The record is from RefSeq and is a predicted model, not a curated record. The transcript is spliced from 5 exons. NCBI's taxonomy places the organism in Eukaryota, Ciliophora, Oligohymenophorea, Peniculida, Parameciidae.